AUGGCGGAAAUCGCAGCAGCCGCUGUUGUCGCCGAGCAGGUCGUGUCCACCGGCAUCGAAGUUGGAGCGGCCGUCGCAGUGGCACGCCCGACCCAGCCACUGAAGGUGUCUCUAUCCCAGGUUGCCACCACCCAGUCCCCCGCAUUCGACACUUCCGCCCUUGCACGCUCCCAUCACUCAGUCACCGUCGUCAAUCACAAGGCGUGCAUUUUUGGUGGUGAGACGGCAGAUGGUCAGCUGGCUUCUACCGACUUCCAUGUCCUCUCAUUGCCAGCCAUGACCAAAGGAGAGCCAGUCGCAGCUUACGCCUGCUAUCCCGCGUUUGCGAUGCAGGACGCAGAGACCGGCAAGACCUACGUCCCGUCCCCGCGCUCAAGACAUGCAGCAGCAGCCCGCGGUCAGUUUGUCAUCGUCAAUGGCGGUGCUGAUGCUAGCGGAAAGCCCAUCGACGAGACUUGUCUCUGGCUGUGGGACUCUGAGAGCUUGAAGUGGACCAAGAUCCAGGGAGCUAGCCAGAUUGGCAAGACCAUCACACCGAGAUUCGACCACCACAUCUUUAUCGAACAGGCUCAAGAUUUCCUGGUCCUGCAUGGAGGAAGAACCGCUCAUGGACAAGAGGCAUCUACAGAGACGUGGAUGUACAACUUUGACACUCUAGCCUGGACUGCAUUGCCGCCUUCUCCCCAACCCCCUCUUGCCGCCGCAUUCGUGGAUAACGUGCUUUACACCAUUGGAGCGGACUCCAACAUGAGCGGUGCCAUCCACUACAUGGACCUCAAGUCCAACGCCGAGGACCGCGAAAAGCCCGACGCCCUGCAGUGGAAGACUGUCAACUUCCCGACCAACCCACUUACACCUGGUCCCCGACCACGCGAAGGUGGCGCUCUCGUGCCUGUCGACACUGGUGUUGGCAGACAUUACCUCGUCUACCUGUUUGGCAAGAACAGCACUUCAACCGACAAGGACUUCUAUACCGACAUCUGGGCUCUUCAAUUGCCUUCCCACGGCUUCAACGCAGCCGCCGUGAAGGAUGCAAUACGUGACAAGCUACCCCGUGUGGAUUCUGGAGAGUUUAGUUGGGCAGAGGUGGAACUAAUUCCCACCGAGGAAGUCAAGACGGAAGGCAAGGCACACCCUGGCCCACGAGGCUGCUUCGGCGCAGAUGCUGCAGAUGGGAAGAGUAUCGUCUUUUGGGGCGGCGUCAGUGCGAUGGGUAAGGAGGGCGAUGGAUGGCUGCUUCAGGUCCAGUAG
This is a messenger RNA of Colletotrichum orchidophilum, 1251 nucleotides long. Its product is annotated as kelch domain-containing protein. The transcript is spliced from 2 exons. Bases 1 to 1251 code for a protein of 416 amino acids. The record is from RefSeq and is a predicted model, not a curated record. Gene Ontology annotation, molecular function: protein binding. Lineage: Eukaryota; Fungi; Ascomycota; Sordariomycetes; Glomerellales; Glomerellaceae.